Molecule: messenger RNA, 1027 nt
Organism: Strongylocentrotus purpuratus (purple sea urchin)
Lineage: Eukaryota; Metazoa; Echinodermata; Echinoidea; Camarodonta; Strongylocentrotidae
Gene: rps3
Product: 40S ribosomal protein S3
Exons: 6
Coding region: 77-916 (279 amino acids)
Biological process (GO): positive regulation of apoptotic signaling pathway; translation
Cellular component (GO): cytosolic small ribosomal subunit; nucleus
Molecular function (GO): RNA binding; structural constituent of ribosome
Source: RefSeq, a predicted model, not a curated record
UCUCGGGCUCAUCUCUUAUUUAGCGCCAUCUACGACAAUUUCCUUACAAUCUUUCUUUUCGAGACGAGCUCCCAAAAUGGCUACUCAGAUAUCAAAGAAGAGGAAGUUCGUCGCAGAUGGCGUGUUCCGCGCUGAACUGAACGAGUUCUUGACCCGUGAACUGGCUGAGGAUGGUUACAGCGGUGUGGAGGUCCGUGUGACCCCUACCAGGACCGAGAUCAUCAUCCUGGCCACCCGCACCCAGAGUGUCCUUGGGGAGAAGGGCAGGCGCAUCAGGGAGCUCACCGCUGUUGUGCAGAAGAGGUUCAACUUCGCAGAGAAUACCGUUGAGCUGUAUGCUGAGAAGGUUGCCACCCGUGGUCUCUGUGCCAUCGCCCAGUGCGAGUCCCUUCGCUACAAGCUGAUCGGAGGUCUUGCCGUCAGGAGGGCCUGCUACGGAGUCCUGCGCUUCAUCAUGGAGAGCGGCGCCAAGGGCUGCGAGGUGGUGGUCUCUGGCAAGCUGCGUGGACAGAGGGCCAAGUCCAUGAAGUUUGUGGAUGGUCUCAUGAUCCACAGUGGUGCUCCAGUCAAGGACUACGUCGAUGUGGCCAUCCGUCACGUCAUGUUGAGGCAGGGUGUGCUUGGGAUCAAGGUGAAGAUCAUGCGUCCCUUCGAUGUGACCGGUAAGACUGGACCCAAGAAACCACUCCCUGAUGUCAUCAGCAUCUCAGAACCCAAGGAGGAGGAAAUACCCUCUCAGCCAUGGUCCGAACAGAAGGGAGCCGCCAAGCCAAUGGAUCAGCCCGGCCAGCAGCAGCAACAGCAGCAGCCCCAGCCCGGCCAACAGCCUCCUGCCCCACAACAGCAACCCAUGCCAGGUGCAGCCCCAGUUGCCCAGCAGCCAGGCCCUCCUCCCCAGCAACAGCCAAUGAUGUGAACAGCUACAACUUCUCUCUCGUAAACAUGAUUUUGAGAUAUCAGCAUCAGAAGAACACGGAUGCACCAGGCAUUGUAAUGUAAAUAAAAUGAUAUUACAUGCCAAAAAAAA